AUGCUGUUUGCGUCACAAGCAAGUUCAGCAGAAGAAGUAGAUACAAUAGAUGAGACAGUCUCUAGGAGCGGGGUCGGAGACAAGACCGAGAGAAUGGAUGAAGACAUUAGAAAGAAGGGGAUUCUGUAUCUACAACAGCAGCGGUUUGGAAAGAAAUGGCGAAAGGUUUGGUCCGUGUUGUACCACGAGAGCUCCUGCUCUAUCUCUCGCCUUGAGUUCUUUGAGUGCAAAGAUGGAGCUGGCAGCACGCUGGAGAGAGCCAACCGCAAACAGGAAAACAAAAAGGUGAUAAAAAUGACAGACUGCAUUCGUGUUUCGGAGGCUGAUGUCGAAGGCUGUCCACGGGAUUGUGGACCCUUUUUGGUUGAGACAACUGAAAAGACAUUUGUUUUCGCCGUUGAGACAGCUGAACUGGAGGAUUGGAUCCAGAAACUGUGUGAAAUCGCCUUUCCGAUGAGCUGGACAGAGAGAGGUGCAGUAAGAGGAAACAGUUUACAUGGUGAAUUUGAUGAUGUAACAAUGGCGGACAACACCCUCUACUGCAGCAGAGAAACUGCAAUGAAAGAUUUUAAGGUGACAGUGAGGCGCACAGAGGCUUCUGAGAGAUGCAGCCUGAAAGGAGUAGUGCUUCUACGGACUGAUUCUGACAGCCUUCUUCUGAAAGAACCUAAGACAGGAGAGGUUCUCUACGCCUGGCCCUACCGUUUCCUCCGCAGGUUCGGACGAGAUAAGGCAACAUUCUCCUUUGAGGCUGGGCGAAGAUGCGACUCUGGGGAAGGCAACUUUGAGUUCGACACAAAACAAGGCAACACCAUCUUCCAAUCCGUAGAGGCCGCCAUCAAUCUACACAGAGUCCAUUUGCCUGUGAAGCAGAUAGCAAGUGUGGAGCGAGAUCCCAUGCCCUCUUCGCCCCGAAUGAGAGCUGAAGAGACUUCUGUCUACAGUAUGGUGACUGAGGGAGCAAUCAGAGACAGUCUCAAACAACCCCAGAACCCUCAGCUUUCCAGACUUGAAGCCCCUACAGAGAAGCUUCUGACAGGAGUCAAGAGUCUGAACCUGGACACCAGGCCUCCGCCACGUAAGAACCAAGUCAAGAACUUCCGCAGCUGUCCCUUGGUCAACACAGAGGAUGAGAUGUAUUCCCGGGCCAUGGCGCCGGAUCCAGAUCGGGGAAGUCCAGGGGAGAAGAGAGAACCAAAAGACAGACGUUCCACAUGCUCCAACCCCGAGGACUCAGACUACUCGCUGCCCUUUGACACCAUUGCCAAGAAUGUGAUGGUAGACAUUUUGUCCGCAUCAAACCCUCCACCCACUUUAGUAGAACCCAGUUGUGAAAAUGACAAGAAAGGCAACAUAGAGAACACAGAACCGCUUUAUGACAUUAUAGAUGAAACUGCUAUCAGAACCCGUUUCGCAAACAAAAAAACGAAAUCGUACAAAAUCGAGCACAUCUAUGAUGAACCGGAAGGAUGCGGUGUGGCCCCAAGUGGGUCUCCAUCGCUCUAUGAUGAGCCGGAGGAGGUCAAAGGUCACGCUUGGAAGAUGUUGGGCACAGUAAUGGAUCCGACUGGUCACGAGUACCCGUACAACGCAUCUGUCGAUGACUACGCAGUUCCUGUAGCUCCCAGAAGAGCCUUGCUGUCAAAGCAAAAGGACAGUGAGGAAGAAGACUGUUCACCAUAUGAUAACAUCAUGGUGAAAGUAACGCAAAAAAAAUAACUAAGAACUGCUUCAGUAACUUAUAUAUGAGAACCAUAAUGAUUGGUGAUGCUCAGCUAUGUGGCAUCACCACUACAGAGGACAAUGAAGAAUGAAUGAAUGAAUUAAAUAUUUAAUCAAUUAAUAUGCAGAAUGGAAAUAGUUAUCAGAGUGCUUUACUGUUCUUAAAAAAGCUUUGAUCCAUGGAAGCUUGUUUUCAUCGGAGGGAAAAUAAAAUAAGUAAUUGUAACAAUUCAAACUUUUGGGGGGGGGAUUUGCAAUUUUGACUAUUUAUCGAUCUUCGAGUUUUAUAACUCACAAUUCUGACUUUUUUAUUGAAUUGUGUGAUAUAAACUCUGAGAAUUUCGAGUUUAUAUCUCGCAAUUCGCACUUUGUAACUCGCAAUUUCAAGUUUAUAUCUUUCUGAAAAAAAUGCAAGAUAUAAAUUCUUUACUUAUUAUAUCACAUUCCGAGUUUAUAACACAAUUUUGACUUUUUUCCUAGAAUUGUGAAAAAUUAACUAAAUUCAGAAAAAUCAAUUCAGAGAAAAGGUCAGAAAUUUGCAAUUGUCAGAAUUGUGAAUUGAUAUCUCACAAUCCAUACUUUAUAGCUCGCAAUUUUAUAUAUUUUUCAACUCAGAAUUGCAGAAUUGUGAGACAAAAAGUCGCAAUUACCUCCAGAGCAAAUUACCUGAAUCUUAUGCGUUAAUCACCCACAAACCAGUUUAACAAAUAACUUUGGCAGUCUCAGGAAUGUUUUUGGUCAUUCUGAUGAUCACAGACACACUCCUUUUAUAUAAAUUAAGCUCAUAGCAUUUUACAUAUAUUCGGAUGAGCCCACUUUUGGAUUUAUAACACAUAACACAGACUUACCAGAAGCAAAAUUAGUUAAGAGGGUUGCGCAAUGAAUAUUCAUUUUUUUAGUGCAAACAUAUAUAUAUAUAUAUAUAUAUAUAGACUGUAGGCCUAUUCAGAUGAGCACCCGCAAUCCAUUUUAAGUGAAUAUUACUUUAUGCAAACAUGUCUCCUUACUAUGCAAAUUUGGCUCAUAGAUAACGUUUUAUUCGCACAACUUUUGCAUUUUAAGGAGCCAACGCGGAUGUCUGAAUCCGCACAAAAAAGUAUAUCAGAUUUUGAUAGUCUGAUGUACUGUAUCCUCCACAACCUAGCACUUAGAACCAACCAGCAAGAUUGGAAUUUAUGCUAAGCAUUUGUAUUCACCACAAAUUCUGUGGCGUGUUGGCACUACUUGCACAAGCGCGCAGUGCAUUCCUCAUGAAUUCCUCUCUAAGUGUCCAAGUAGCAACCAUAUCUACUGUGACCUUCACUAUCUACAGUACAAAGGAGUAGUUGAUCUUAUCCGGUUGUAAAUCAAAGAGUAAUUUAGCUUCGAUUGAACAUGUGGCUCUAAUAGCCCUGCUUCUCUUUCCUUGUUUUUUGUUCUCAUUUCAACUGGAUUGAUGGGAGUUCACACAGGUAAUUAAAGUUCUGCAGAUCUCUUACAAAAUGACGCCCAUUACUUAAUCCUCUG
Messenger RNA from Pimephales promelas (fathead minnow), 3228 nucleotides. It is a transcript of the gene dok2, whose product is annotated as docking protein 2. The record is from RefSeq and is a predicted model, not a curated record. Gene Ontology annotation, biological process: cell surface receptor protein tyrosine kinase signaling pathway; Ras protein signal transduction; positive regulation of MAPK cascade. Lineage: Eukaryota; Metazoa; Chordata; Actinopteri; Cypriniformes; Leuciscidae. Gene Ontology annotation, cellular component: cytoplasm.